AUGGAUUAUAUAGAUUUGGAUGCUUCAAACAAUAUACUUAGAAAAAGUUUAAGAAAUCUUCAAUAUGAAAAUCCACUAGCAAGAAAAAAAUCAAAUCGAUUUAAAGAAUUCUUUUCAAUGAAACUCUUAAAAACGAUAUUUUUGGUUUUUAUGAUAUCAAAUCUUGGAUAUAGUUCUUUUUUUUCAUAUACCUCACCAGAAGCUUUGUCUCAUACUUUUUAUAAUGUCUAUUCAUUAUCUUCAAGACAGUUUAGUAGCUUAUUUACAUUAUACGCAGUCCCAAAUAUAGUAAUGGUAUUUUUAAGUGGUAUAGUGGUCGAUAUACUGGGUCCCGAUAGAGUUAGCAUCGUUUUAAGUGCUUUUGUAGUAUUAUCAACAUUGAUUGGAGCAUUGUCACCACCAAAUUAUGGUAUAAUGUUAUUCUCAAGAUUCUUAUUGGGCUUUGCAGGUGAAUCUCUAAUUGCUUGUAGUAAUACAAUGAUGUCCAAAUGGUUUUCUUCAAAAACUUUAUCUUUGGGAAUGGGUGUAUUGGUUGGAUGGAUUUAUUCAGCAAAUUUUAUUAGUUUAGUAGCCUUACCAGCUAUUAAUAAAGCAUAUGGUUUCAAUGUCUGUCUAUGGGUGAUAUUUUUUGUUUCAGUAUUUGGAAUUGUAUUAAAUGCCGUCUAUUUGGUAUUAAAAAAGCGUUUCAGUGAUAAAAUAAAUCAACAGCUACAUCUACAACAACAGCAAAAAUAUAACAAUCAGUAUGAUGAAGAUAGCGGUAUAAUUUUAAUAACCGAUUUAAAUAAUGAUUUGGAAAGUAUAGGAAAUAUAAAUUCAAAUUAUAAAGGACUUCACAGCUUCAAACUAAAAUUCAGGGAAUCGACUAGAAAAGUAGUAUCAAUUUUUAAAGAGAUUCCAAUUAGAAUGUGGAUUAUUGUUGGUAUUGUCUUCUUUGGGUAUACAGCAUUAUUUGGAUUAGCUAUUAUCGGACCAGAUUUUUUAAACCAAAAGUAUGGAUACAACGAACAAAAAGCAGCUUUAAUAUUAUCAAGUGAACAUGUUUGCAGUGCUUUAUUCUCCCCAAUAUGUGGUGUUUUUAUCAAAAAAGUAUCAAAAAGAAUUGCUGUACUAUUACUAUCUUUAAUAUUGUUUGGAGUUGGUUUGACUUUGUUGUUGGUCACCAAUGUAUUCCCACUCCCAUGGAUUAUUAUUUGUGGUAUAGGAUAUUCAAUUUUAAAUACAACUAUUAUUUCAUCUCUACCUUUAUUUGUACCAGACUCAGUUAUUGGAACCUGUUAUGGGUUUGUAGGAACAGCUUAUAAUUGUGGUCUUGUAGUAUUUCCUGUAUUAUUAGGUGCUUUAAAAGAAUCCACCGGCAACUAUAAUUUAUCAGUUGGAGUUUUAAUUGCAAAUAGUUUUAUUGCCGCUUUAUUGGUGGGUUUAUUAAAAUAUUUUGAUUUAAAAUCAAAACCAAAUGAAAGAUUAGAUAAAUUAUAAUAAAAAAAAAAGAAAAAAAAAAAUACUUUAAUAAAGUACUAAUAAUUUAUUUU
Messenger RNA from Dictyostelium purpureum, 1532 nucleotides. RefSeq lists its product as uncharacterized. Gene Ontology annotation, biological process: transmembrane transport. Lineage: Eukaryota; Evosea; Eumycetozoa; Dictyosteliales; Dictyosteliaceae. Bases 1 to 1479 code for a protein of 492 amino acids. Gene Ontology annotation, molecular function: transmembrane transporter activity. The transcript has 3 exons. The record is from RefSeq and is a predicted model, not a curated record.